CUCUCUCUCUCUCUCUCUGCCUGCGGCCGCAGCCACACCGCACACCUACCGACUGGGCUGCUGCUGAACAGACCACUGACUUCACCCAAUUCAGCCUUUACUUAGAGCGCUCGGUCUGGUCCCACCCAUAUGUGAACAGCUUUUGUCACAAGUGAAAAAAAAAGAAGUCUUUUUCAGUUUUUUCUUUUCCUCCCCCAUCCCUCCCCUCCUCCCUCCCUCCUCCUCAGCAUCAAGUGCAGCCUGAGCAGAGCGUCCCGGCUGCGACUUUCUCUCAGCCUCUUUGAAGUAAUGAGGAGAAGGGAUCCGUCGCCCCGCUGAUACCAGGACGGCUGGGAUGCACUAACACCCGUUUGUUUUCUGCUGGGAUCAUAUUUGUAUAUAUCUAAGGGAAACAAACAAUACAUUGCGGAUUUGGCAAAUCCAUCAAUCGGAUGCAAGCAGAGCCAGGCCCAGCUUAACAAUGGGCCCCAUACCGCUGUGUGUCCUGCUCCCGGUGUUGGUACUGGCUGUGGUGGUGGCUGUAACUGCUGAGGAGAACGCAAUUGAUGAUGAGUAUACCUGGCCACAGUGGAAGGUACCUCUGGUAAGGAAAAGACGUACUGUGCAUCUCAGCAGCCCCAACUUCUCAGCCCAUCCACAACCAGAGCUGAGUGGGACCUGUGGGAUCGAGUGUCAGCGUCGCCUCCCUACACCUUCUCUGGAUGACCUGGAGCAGUUCCUUUCCUACGAGACGGUCUAUGAGAAUGGUACACGCACGUAUACCUCAGUUUCUGUGCAAGGUCUUAAUGAGGUGACAGUCUGGACCAGUAAUGCCUCAUCUAGCUCCCGCCACAAACGGGAAGUGUACGGCACAGACACCCGCUUCACCAUCGCUGAUAAGCAGUUCUCUACCAAAUAUCCCUUCUCAACCACUGUAAAGAUCUCCACAGGAUGUUCUGGGGUUCUGGUGUCACCUAAACAUGUGUUGACGGCUGCCCACUGCAUCCAUGAUGGCAAGGAUUAUCUAGACGGAGCACAGAAGCUACGUGUUGGCAUCCUGAAGGAGAAGUCCAGACGAGGGAAAGGAGGCAAAGGGAGAGGAGGGCGAGGAAAGGGCAAAAGGAGAAAGGGAGACAAAGGUAAAGAGGAAGUCGAGGAAAAGGAAGAGAAUGAUGGGAAAGGGGACCGUAAAGGUAAAGGGAAAGGUAGGAAGAGCCGGAAUCGGCGAAGUGCGGAAUCAGAGAAACCUUCAUUCAGGUGGACCAGGGUCAAAAAGACCCAGAUUCCUAAGGGUUGGUUCAAAGGUGUGUCUGACGGACUGGCUGCAGAUUAUGACUAUGCUGUUCUGGAGUUGAAGAAAGCCCCAAAAGUCAAGCACAUGGAUCUGGGUGUUAUCCCCUCCGUGAAGAAACUCCCCGCUGGGAGGAUCCACUUCUCUGGCUUUGAUGAUGACCGGCCUGGAAACCUGGUAUACCGGUUCUGCUCUGUGUCUGAGGAAUCCAAUGAUUUACUUUAUCAGUUCUGCGAUGCCAAACCCGGCUCCAGUGGCUCUGGGGUCUACAUCCGCCUCAAAGAGCCUGGCAAGAAGAAGUGGAAGAGGAAGAUCAUUGGGGUUUUCUCUGGUCACCAGUGGGUGGAUGUAAAUGGGGAUGGGAUGCAACAGGAUUACAAUGUGGCAGUGAGGAUAACACCCCUCAAAUACGCUCAGAUCUGCUACUGGGUCCACGGGGACUCAAGUGAGUGCAAGGUAGCCUAAGAAAACACAGGAUCCACGUUUAACCACCACCCCCCUCCUAUCCCUCAGAAAACCUCUAUACAAGGGACACCUUACCUAUUCUCACCCCCUAACCUCCUAUUACCAACCAGGGGCCCGUCGACUGCCUCUCCUCUUCCUGCCUUCCUGUUACCUCCUGUGUGUCCCAGCAACUCUUCCACUGAUCUAUACCCCCCCCCACACACACACACACACACACACACACACACACACACACACACACACAGCCAUGCAGACUCAAUGUUGACAACAGGAACUUGUCAAUGCAUCAAGAGAACUGUGGCUCUUCAGCUUUUCUAAUUUAUUAGUUAAAAAAACAACUGAGAAAAAAAUAUGUAUUUUACGUAUUUACAGAUCAGUCAGAUCUGCAGUUUUGCUUUCUAUUUUGACUCUUUAAAAAAAAAAGAAAAAGAAAAAAAGAUUUGACCUUUUUGGAUACAAUAUUGGAAAGCAUGUAUAUUCAAAUGUUUGUGAGCAAUGCCCCAAUACAUUCGUCAUAUAUUCCAACUAGGCUUUAUAUGGAGAGACUUGCAUUGUCAAGUGUUUUCCACCACUGUAAAGAAGAUCACGUGUAUUGGCUUUGACAAAAGACCCAGGAAAAAAAAAAAUUGUUUUACAAAUGAACUAUAUAGAGAUAUUGAGAUUACUGUUUUUUAAAACACUUUAAUGUAAUGAGCUGGUGUUUUGCAUUGUGUAUAUCUAGAAGUUUGAGUUUGUUUUUUACAACUAUCUUUUUAAAUAAGACUAUUUUUCUGUCAAAAUAGAGAAAGGAUCCUUAUGGAUCCUGGAUAGAAGAUUUUUCUGAUUUGUGCGUCUCACCAUCUUUUCUCUGUUCUUGCAACACAGUGAAAUGUGGCUUCAUUGUUGUGCACAUAAUUAUAUCGGUGCUUAUCCAGAAGACGUGGUGCUAAUUUAUGGAAUUGUAAACAAUUUUUUUUGAUUGGGGUUGGGCGGGGGUAGGGGUGGGGGGGUGGCUUCUCAGAAUAUAUUUUGAUAGCCUAGUACUGUAACUAUGUAUUUAAUGUGAGGCGACAUAUUUGGUUUGUGUUAAGAUGGGACUGAACCAUUUAAUAAUUUACUUGAGCUGUUUAGAUUUCUGUAAUUCUAAGGGUUAAAUAUGAUUACAAAAGUAAUAUUGUUAACAAAUUUAAAUCGGGAAUGUGAUAUUUUUGACUUUUCAUGUAGCUUAUGUUCCAAAAAUUCAUACGACUAUCCUUUUGAAUACCAAAUACCUGAAAUUGAUCUGAAAUUAAUGAUGCAGAUUGAAGACUACCAACCAUUAAACCAAGAUUACUUCUUG
This is a messenger RNA of Seriola aureovittata, 3053 nucleotides long. RefSeq names its product serine protease 35 (gene prss35). Gene Ontology annotation, biological process: proteolysis. The transcript is spliced from 2 exons. The record is from RefSeq and is a predicted model, not a curated record. NCBI's taxonomy places the organism in Eukaryota, Metazoa, Chordata, Actinopteri, Carangiformes, Carangidae. The coding region runs from base 461 to 1735 and encodes 424 amino acids. Gene Ontology annotation, molecular function: serine-type endopeptidase activity.